AUGAUACUCUUCCAAGCAUUCUCGCGCGCACGAAGAAACUACAGAAAGAAUACGCGAUCAUGUCCACUAUACACUCUCCCAAACGAAAUCGUCGAGCGCAUUCGAGAAUAUCUCGACGAGGUCGAUCGCAGCUGUCUCGCGCUUUCAACAUCCAAAUAUCUCGAAGCCCUUUGUCCUAAAGGCCUAGCAAUAGACCAGAAAAGCUCAGCGCCCUUAUCCGACAGGAUAAAACGCGAUCACUUCUACAAAAGCCGAACCCAAUGGCUCGAUCGUAAACUUGGUUUUCUCUGCCACUUCAUCCGAUUGAAGAAUCUCGCAAAGGCACGCCCUAAAGACAAAGCCACUCGAUCCAUGGCCUACGAAUGCAAGGAAUGUUGCUGCGUCUUCGAUAGAUCAUGCACAUAUAGAGGAAUGGAACUAGCUAUCCGACCGGAGCGCAACUGGUCAACUAGAUUGCCUCCAGCUACUCGACCCUUGUUCUUCUGCCGUCCUACCGUGUUCAUCGAACGCAGGACCUCGAAGAUCACAAUCCGCUAUACAGCGUUCCUCACGGCGCAAAACGUUAGGCUGCAGCUUACAGCGCCUAGAUUGCGAAGGGCACUGCAGAAGUCGCGUCUUGAGAUAUGUCCACAUAUGGCGACCACCGACUCGUCGACUAUAGAGCGCUUGGUGGAUGAGUGGGAGAAUGCUUCCGAUGCGGGGAACGCAUGGGAGCGGAUUGGCAUUGAUUGCAAAGUUUGCAGUACGAAGAUCUGUAUAACGAAGGAUUAUAUGCCGAACAUAUACGCCGUAGAGGUUGUGCGGAGAUUGGGGAGUUUGAAGUCGCCGGGUGAUCCGGUGUUCAGGAGUCAUUGCUAUCAGAGGGCAGAAGUCUUGAAAGAGACAGGAAAGUAA
Pyrenophora tritici-repentis Pt-1C-BFP is the source of this 894-nucleotide messenger RNA. The record is from RefSeq and is a predicted model, not a curated record. Lineage: Eukaryota; Fungi; Ascomycota; Dothideomycetes; Pleosporales; Pleosporaceae.